AUGGAUCCUGACAUGUUCCCCCCGGAUUCCGAGACACUCUUCAGGGAGUUCCUCCAGCACGGCCGCUUCCAUGCAAGCCCCCGCGCUCCCGAGCAGAUGCCCGCCCACGCCCACUGGGCGCCACCCCCAUACCAACGCGGCCCAGCCUACCCCCCUCGACGCGUCCCGGCCUACGACCACCACAGCCAGCCGGCCGGUCCCCCGGGUCCGUUCUUCUACGUGGCCGACGGCACGGGCUGGAACCCCGCGCUGCAACCCAUGAUCGACCAUGUACGGAGGUACGCCGCCUGGCACAACGGCCCGCCCCCCACGACCCAAUACGGCACGGUCCCCAUCGCCGGCCUCUGGCCCAGCUACGACCCCGCCCAAGACAUCCACACACGGGGCUCGCGCGGCGACAGCAACUGGCCGGGCCAGGCGGUCCACGGCAGCGUGACGAUGCCCCCCUCGUUCCCGGCCUACACCGACGGCAGCGACCGCCACACCCAGGCCAACGGCCGCCGCGGCCGCAGCACCUGCCCGCGCGCGCCCGAGUCCGCGAGCGCCGAACAACACAAGAACCCUGCCGCCCGGGCCGCCGGCCGGGGCAGCGUCUCGAGCGCCAGCACCGGCACCAGCACCAGCACCAGCACCUCGUCGCGCAGCAGCCGGGGCGCCGCCACCGUGGCCUUCACGGACAGCAACAACGCGCCCCCGGCUCCCCGGCCGUUCACGCAGGACUACUCCCUCCGCGGGCCCGACGGCGCCGGCGAGCCGACCCGCUGCGUCGUGAGCCUCGUGGUCGAUGGCCGCGUCAGCAAGUACAUCUACAUCAGCCCGUCCGUGUGCCCGUCGUGCAGCGCUCACGACGACGACAACAACAACAACGACGACGACAAGGGCAAAGGCCGCACCGGUUACUACUACUACUGCGCCAACCCCCGCCGCCGCGGCUCCUUCACCAGCACCGCCGCCAUCAUCAACGGCCAAGUCGGUCACGGCCCCGGUCCCGGCCACGUCGGCCCCGGCCACCGCUGCAUCCGGCUGAGCGCGCGCACGGCCGCGUCCGACGAGGGCCUCGAAAUCUUCCUGAAGCUGCUGCACACCCCGGACCCGUCGUCGUCGUCCUCGCGCCACCUGCUACCCUUUCUCUCCACCGACGCCGCCGUCAAGGAGACCCGCCGUCAGGUCGUGGUCGACAUUAUCGACGCCAUCUACGACACGCGCGAGACGAUCCGCAGAAAGAAGACCGGCUACGGCCAGCGCGACCCGCUCAAGGCGCAGCUGGCGUGCCUGGGCCUCUGGCCGGGCCACCACGACGCCGGCUACCGCUCGCACCCGCCCGUGCGAGAGAGCGUGGCCGCCCUGAUGGGCCGCGUCAAGAGGGCCGCCGACGCCGCCGCCGCCAGGGGCGACAACGGCGAGCUGAUUCUGCUCGUCGACAGGAUCCGCGCCAUCGUCGAUGCCGUGCACCUGCCGCUGCCCUGAGUUCGGGCUGCUGAGCAAGCAAGUCGCCAGAUUGCACAGGCCAAGAGAAAAAGGCAACGACGGGGAUGAGAGCUGAGGCGGAGGAGAUGAUAUUGUUCCCACAGACGCUUCCUUUACCAUCCUCACAAGACUGCUCAUCUCAUCAGGAAAAGUUUGUGUGGUUUAUUCGGGCGAGUAUCUCAAACUCUCCAUGUAACAGCAUGCUACUGCAGACUAGCUGUCAUCAAAGCAGAAAACAGCUGUUUUUCCUAGCGUUUGCCACCAUGUAAGCCCACGAGGUAAAAUAAAGCAACGAAACGCUGGAGACCUUGCUGCCACGCGUGAGUGAGUACAUCUGAGCUGUCAUCAAAAGAAUAGCCUCGCAAAAUCAACCCUGUUUUAGGUCCACAUCAGUCCAUCAUUACCUUGCCCAUACAUGUCCA
Gaeumannomyces tritici R3-111a-1 is the source of this 1889-nucleotide messenger RNA. RefSeq lists its product as hypothetical. The record is from RefSeq and is a predicted model, not a curated record. The transcript has 3 exons. NCBI's taxonomy places the organism in Eukaryota, Fungi, Ascomycota, Sordariomycetes, Magnaporthales, Magnaporthaceae. Bases 1 to 1467 code for a protein of 488 amino acids.